Messenger RNA from Homalodisca vitripennis (glassy-winged sharpshooter), 2361 nucleotides. RefSeq names its product piggyBac transposable element-derived protein 4-like. NCBI's taxonomy places the organism in Eukaryota, Metazoa, Arthropoda, Insecta, Hemiptera, Cicadellidae. The transcript has 2 exons. The record is from RefSeq and is a predicted model, not a curated record. The coding region runs from base 492 to 2291 and encodes 599 amino acids.
CCUCUUAACGCCCACUGUGCCAAAUUUGUCACAUACCCAUUUUAUGCAUGUAGUAUAGUGUCAGAAUGAAAAUUACAACCUUAAAUGCCCAUUGUGACACAUAUGGAACUAUUUUCAAUAAUUUACUGUACUGUGCUGUUGCCUGGUGGCAGUUAUGUGAACUACAGCCAGUGAGCAGAUCUACCAUACACAGUAAACACCAAUUCUUCAUAACCUCUAAGUCUUCAUACCUGUAUUUAGCAGAAAAAAAGUAAGUACCCUUUUUAUAAAAUAUGGUCUAGUUUACAUAGUUAACUGAAAGUGUGUUACAGUAGUUUUAGUUCAUAAAAUAUGUCUAGUUUAUGUUUUAUGAUGCUUUUUAGGUUUGUGCCAAAUUUGUCACAUUGGGCACAACUGUAAAACUGCAGUUUUUCAGUUCGUCCCAAAAAUGGCACAUUGGGCAUUAAAGUCAACCUACAAGCUUUUUGUACAACAAUGUUUAUUUUUGUCAGAUGUCACAUUGUCGACUAAGAAGACAUAACAACACAACUUCGCUUUUACCCCCCGAUGACAGUGAAGACAGUUUGGUGGAUGACUCAGAUGAGGAUCCAGAUUACACCCCUGGCCGUGACAAAAAGAACAAGUUAGCCUUAUUUUUGAACAAUGCAGCGAGCUCCAGUGAUGUCACAGAUGAAGACGAAGAGAACAUCCCUUCAACGUCUACAGCCACAAAAAAGAAGAUUCCAAAAAAACCAGCACCUGCUUGGAAUGAAGUGAAUCCAGAUAACAGUGAGAAACCUUCUCCGCCAAUGCUAGAAUUAAGUAACGAACAUGUACUUCAGUCUCCAGUUGACUACUUCAAAGAUUUUUUUGACAAUGACCUUUUAACUUUGAUUGCUACUCAGUCAAACUUGUAUAGUGUCCAAAAAAAUCCGAAUAAACCCUUGAAUACGUCAGAGAAGGAAGUAGAGCAGUUUAUAGGCAUUUGCAUCUACAUGAGCAUUUAUGGUCUACCUAGGAGUAGGAUGUAUUGGAAUGGAAAUACACGAGUAGAAAAGGUUGCACAUGUUAUGUCACGUAACAGAUGGGAGGAACUGAAGGCCAACUUGCACUUCAAUAACAAUGAUCACAUGCCAUUACAGAAUGAUCCAAACAAAGAUAGGCUAUUUAAAAUCCGCCCACUAGUUGAUGCUCUUCAAAACAAAUUCAAAAACAUUCCUAUUGAGGAACAAAUGCUCUGUGUUGAUGAACAGAUUGUGCCCUUCAAAGGCACAUCUUUACUAAAACAGUACAACCCGAUGAAACCCCACAAGUGGGGAUACAAACUGUUUGUACUUUGUGACAGCAAGGGUCUGAUUCACAAUUUUGAGAUCUACACUGGUCGCAUACUACCUGCUACUUCCCUACCUGACAUUGGAGCUAGUUCAAAUGUUGUUUUACGACUGGUUGAACACUUGCCUCGUAAUGAAAACAAAUUCUUAAUCUAUUUUGAUAACUGGUACUCAUCACCAGCUCUCUUAGUGACUCUAGCAAAUAUUGGUUUCCAAUCCCUCGGGACCAUUCGACUAGGACGAUUUCCAGGCUUGUUGUUUUCACCUGACCAAGAAAUGAAAAAGAAAGGCCGUGGGUCUUAUGAGGAAAAAGAGGCAACAAUUGAUGGGGUAAAAAUUAGGGCUGUAAAAUGGUUAGACAAUCGAGGGGUGUCUCUUGCGUCAACUUUUGAGUCUGCUUGCCCUAUCAACACUGUGCAACGCUUUGACUCUAAAGGUCGUGAGCAGAUUGAUGUCACUUGCCCUAAAAUCGUUACAACAUACAAUAAGUUCAUGGGGGGAGUGGACCUUCUAGAUGGACUUAUCAGCUACUACCGAAUUAAUCUAAGAUCUCGGAAGUUUUAUUUGAGGUUUUUCUUCCACUUUGUUGACGUAAGUAUUGUCAAUGGAUGGCUUCUCUUCAGACGAGACUGUCAACAUAAUGGAAUUGCUAAGCAGGGAGUAAUGGAUUUGCUAGCUUUCCGGUGUGAGGUGGCCGAGUCUCUUUGUAACUUAGGAGCUGACCCAAUAAAAAGAGGAAGGCCAUCAACAGACAGGGUAGAGAACGAAUUUUCAAAGAAAAAGAAGAAAGGUCCAUGUGUCAAUAUCCCUAUACCAGAUGUUAGAAAAGAUGGAGUUGGACAUUGGCCAUCUGUUGUCGAAGAUAGGCAGAGAUGCAAGCAUCCCUUCUGCAAGCAGAAAUCAUCCAUUAUGUGUGAAAAGUGUAAAGUUCACCUCUGCCUAAACAAAGGAAAGAACUGUUUUGUGGAUUUCCACUUGUAAGGUGCUCCUUAUACUGUGUAGUAAUGUGUUUUACUUAUAAUUCUAAAUAUACUGUAAUUAUGAAGCAAUA